Messenger RNA from Paracoccidioides brasiliensis Pb18, 396 nucleotides. RefSeq lists its product as uncharacterized. The record is from RefSeq and is a predicted model, not a curated record. Bases 1 to 396 code for a protein of 131 amino acids. The transcript has 4 exons.
AUGCGUCCUGGAUUGCUGGAUGUCUAUAGAGAUCAUGCAGAAGCCGCAACCCCUGCCACUGAUAAGAAACCACCGAAGCGCUUCUUGGUUGAGCCGAGAAAAGUUAGUUCAAUACAUACUGUUGGUUUGUCUCAGGAAAAUGCGCAGUUGGAUAUCGUACCGAUGAUGAGCUGCACGAAGUAUACGAAAUCGAUUCUGCCCGCUGUCCAGAAAGUUGUUGCAGGCUCGUCCCAGAUGCAAGACAUUAUCAAGGUCUCCAAGUUCUUCGAAGAUUCAUGGGAUGAGUCUCUGGAGGAUGAUAUUUCCAUUGCGCAGAAUUUCUUAGCGCAAGUUGGUGCAUCACCCGUGUCUGCGCUUACUGCUUUUGCAGGAGCUCCUUUAUUGGAGAGGAGAUAA